CCAGGCGAUGUCAUACGUAUGCAAAGCAAGAAUAGGAUAGAAGAGAGUCCUUUCGGAUUAGUCCCAUGGAAGAAUGUCAAUCUCCCGAAGCUUUCGAUGUUCUUAACUCUGAAGAAAUUCCCUACCAUUUCGUUUGUUGCGUUUGCUUAUUGCGGUCAUAUAGCAUGUUUUUGGUGCGUUCACAAAUCAAUGAAUUCUCAAAAGGAGUCUCAUUGUCCAAUUUGUAGAAAUCCAUACGCUCACUUCCCUGGAAUUUGUCAAACACUUCAUUUCUUGCUGUUAAAGUUAUAUCCGAUUGCAUACAAGAAAAGGGAAGUCCAAACUCUAGAGGAGGAAAAGAGAGUUGGCUAUUUCUCUCCAGAGUUUAAUGAUCACAAAUGUAAACCACGAGCUUGUACCAACGAAGAAAAGGAUCGGAUUUCAGCUGCGGAUUUGCUUUGUACCGCAUGCAAGCAAUUGCUUUUUCGUCCUAUUGUUCUUAACUGUGGUCAUAUUUACUGUCAAACUUGCAUCAUCUUCCCAGCCAAUGAGAUGCUUAGAUGUCCGUUUUGUCAAUGUUUGUGUCCAAGUAGUUUUCCAAAAAUCUGCUUGACGCUUGAUCAGUUUUUGGCGGCUCAAUUUCCCAAUGAAUAUUCUCUAAGAAAAGCUUCUUCCAAGCAUGAUAGAGCAACCACCUGUUCUGUGGAAUCUAGUAAAUUAGAUUUUAAACCUCUCGAGCUGCCCUCAAGUGGUCGUCUUCCUUCCUCUGUUCAAGCUAGCUCAUAUAAACAUGUAGGAGUUGGUUGCGAUGCUUGUGGGAUGUCUCCAAUAAUUGGGGAUAGAUACGAAUGCAUAGAUUGUACAGAGAAAAUAGGAUUUGACCUUUGUGGAGAUUGCUAUUCUACUCGGCCUAAGCUUCCGGGCAGAUUCAAUCAGAGACAUACCCCAGAACACAGGUUUGAGCGCUUACAAAGCUCCGACUCGAACGCCCUCCCCUGGUGGCAGAACCUUUACAGUGCCUCAGGCUCAAGUUGCAAGGAUGGCAGUGUUAUUUGGAGUGAAGAGUACGUAUAUGCGUGUAUUUUGUAUGUAUUUGCACGAGUGUGUGUAUAUAAAAACAAAAUAAGCUCAAUAUGAAUGUGUGAACU
Hibiscus syriacus is the source of this 1127-nucleotide messenger RNA. RefSeq names its product E3 ubiquitin-protein ligase PRT1-like. NCBI's taxonomy places the organism in Eukaryota, Viridiplantae, Streptophyta, Magnoliopsida, Malvales, Malvaceae. The record is from RefSeq and is a predicted model, not a curated record. The transcript is spliced from 6 exons. The coding region runs from base 19 to 1116 and encodes 365 amino acids. Gene Ontology annotation, biological process: proteasome-mediated ubiquitin-dependent protein catabolic process. Gene Ontology annotation, molecular function: ubiquitin protein ligase activity; zinc ion binding.